CAGUUUACAUAAUUAUGUCUGAAGUAUAAUAAUAAAUGUGAAGAAUCUCCUCCCAACAAAAUAAUUUAAUACAUCUUAGAAACCAAGGCAACUGCAGUGAGUGAUGUUAAUCCAUGGGAAAGAAAACAAAAAAUAAUAAUAAUCGCUCUUCAGUUCAGCGAGUUUGGCUCUGCUUGAUACCCGCAAGAGAGUAUCCACACCCCCACUCCCCCCCGGCUCUCUCUCUCUCUAUCUAUAUCUCUUCUUCCUCUCUGUACAAAGUACAACUGAGUUUCUGUGUUUCUGACACGCAAUUGAAGUCAUGCACACACAAUCUUCUGUUAUGAACCCUGUUUUGAAGUGAAAGCACGCCUCAACUGAUUGUGACUGUCUUCGCUCUUCAAUCUUUGCUCUUUUCCACCUACCAAAUUUUCCUUCUUUCUCUUUAGUCGCUUCAUAAUUCAUAUUUUGCCAGCAAAGACUUUCCCUCUUUCUUUUGCUUGUAGUUUUCCACAUCACGCUCUCUUUUGUUAUUGUUACUUCACUGUUGAACAGUGGCGUCUCGGCAAUAUCUUCACCAUCUCUCGCAUUUCAUGACCACCCCGCUCUGUCUGUUGUAGUAAUAUAUUACCCCACUUGGUUAUGUUUCAUAAAUCUAUCUAGACAAAGAUAUAACCCGUUACCCUAGAAAUCUCACCGCCACCUUAAUCAUUUCUUUGCUCUUUUUCUUUUUAUCUCUCUGAAUAAAAAGGCAUGGGGCAUUGAAGGAAACCCCACAUUUUCGUGUACUCAAGCUUGUUGUUUCUUCGAUGAGUUGGGGUUGUGUUGAAUCUUGGGUGGGGGGUUGAAUGGGGUGUAUGUUUUCGCAAUUAGCUGCAAAGUUUGCAUUUUUCCCACCGACUCCGCCUUCAUACCAGAUCGAGAAGCGUGAGAAUGGGAAGCUGGUGGUGGUUUCUUCUUCUUCAAUGCCUAUUCCUGUUGCUGAUGACACUUCUUUGGAUAUCUUGUUGAUUGAUACUAAGCGUGGCAACAAGAUUGUGGCUUUCUACUUGAAAAACCCUUAUGCGAGACUCACUCUUCUCUACUCUCAUGGGAAUGCAGCUGACCUUGGCCAGCUCUAUGACCGCUUUGUCCAGCUCAAAGUUAAUCUCAGAGUCAAUCUCAUGGGAUACGAUUAUUCUGGCUAUGGAGCCUCUACUGGCAAGCCAAGUGAAUCGAAUACAUAUGCUGAUAUAGAGGCUGUUUAUCAGUGUCUUCAGACUGAGUAUGGAAUAAGCCAGGAAGACUUGAUUUUGUACGGGCAGUCAGUUGGCAGUGGACCAACACUACACUUGGCUUCUAAAUUGCCCAGGCUAAGGGGUGUUGUUCUGCAUAGUGGCAUUCUCUCUGGCCUUCGGGUACUCUGCCAUGUGAAUUUCACAUUUUGCUUUGACAUAUACUCGAAUAUCAACAAGAUUCAGAAGGUGAAGUGCCCUGUGCUUGUAAUACAUGGCACAGAAGAUGAUGUAGUGAAUUGGUUACAUGGAAAUAAACUAUGGAAAAUGUCCCGAGAGCCAUUCGAGCCUUUGUGGAUCGAAGGAGGUGGGCAUUGCAACUUGGAGCUAUACCCUGAUUAUAUCCGCCAUCUUUUCAGGUUUAUUCAAGAAAUGGAGAACACUAACACCAAAACCCGCCUGAAUAAGAUUUGGCAAACUGUGCUUUUACCAAAACAGUCCAAUAAUAAGACAUCAGUGUCGUCAAACAGGUGCCGUUGGAUAAAAUGCUGGAGGCUUAAAUGCCCAGAAUGUCUGAAACCCGGUUGCUGCAGCAUAAAAUGUUCCGGGAAAUUGAAGUGCCCUUCAUGUUGGACACCAAGCUGCGGAAAAUGUUGCCGGAUUCCAAAAUGCCCUUCAUGUUUGAGGCCUUCCUGCAGCUGCUUAAAGUGUUUUAACUGGCGAUACUGUGCAGAGACAAAGAGUGGAAUAAGCAGAAAACAGGAUGGUUAAUGGUGAAAAUAAUGUGCUUGCAGUGGCUGUAUAGAUUGCUCAAACUUUCUAACAGCGCUCUAACCUUGUGCAAUUCCGUAGAAAACAAGAGGAAUUGAAGUAGUUCUCUGAUAAUUUAAAAAAGAAAAACAAAGAAGGCAUAACGGGACAUUUUCUUGAUAGACAUUCUGCUUGCAUCUCGCUUUCAACAUAAUUUAUUUGCUCCUACAAUUUCUCUCUUUGGCACUUUUUCCCCCUGAAAAUUGACGGAAUGUGGAAAGCGCCCAAUUUUUUUACUCUGAUACUGAAGGCGAGUCCUAGCACCCCAGCUAGUAAAAACACAGUCCAAACUACAAUCUAAUUGCAUUCUAGUUGAGCCGAGUUUAAAUUUACUUAAACUUGAGUUUGACUCGAUUUGAAUAAAAUCAAAUUUGAGGUCAUCAAAUUUGUUUUAAAGCUAUUUGAGAUAGAUUAGUUUAAGAGGAGUCAAACUCAGGUUUAGCUUAAGUUCAAAUUUGAACUAAGUUUUGAGCUCAAUUUAGUAUUAAAGUAACGUUGUUUUAAUGUGUAUUGAUUAAAAUAAUAUCGUUUUAGUUUA
Messenger RNA from Mangifera indica (mango), 2541 nucleotides. RefSeq names its product alpha/beta hydrolase domain-containing protein 17B-like. The coding region runs from base 828 to 1964 and encodes 378 amino acids. The transcript is spliced from 5 exons. NCBI's taxonomy places the organism in Eukaryota, Viridiplantae, Streptophyta, Magnoliopsida, Sapindales, Anacardiaceae. The record is from RefSeq and is a predicted model, not a curated record.